Messenger RNA from Pelobates fuscus (common spadefoot toad), 2346 nucleotides. It is a transcript of the gene TTC24, whose product is annotated as tetratricopeptide repeat domain 24. The record is from RefSeq and is a predicted model, not a curated record. The transcript is spliced from 12 exons. The coding region runs from base 115 to 2058 and encodes 647 amino acids. NCBI's taxonomy places the organism in Eukaryota, Metazoa, Chordata, Amphibia, Anura, Pelobatidae. Gene Ontology annotation, molecular function: protein binding.
UAAACACCGCACAAACACUGAGACCAGGAGCCUGAACCAGACUCUUCAGACAGCACAGGAGUCCACGACAAGACCCCAAACCUCUCACUGGUGGUAAGGACUUGUUCGUAAGUGAUGGCUCCUGGAGACCUCCAAAAUGAUAAAUCAAACAAUGAAGAUUCAGGAGCACCUGAACCAAGAGCUGUCAAGAAAAAGAAGAAAAAGAUUAAGGAAGUGGCAAACAAUUCAGGUGACACAAAUGGCAAAGAAGAGAACGUUGGAGAUUCUCAGACUGAGAUAGAAGAUCUCACCAAAGCUGGACACAAAGCUCUGCUCUCUGGUGAUUACAAUACUGCCCUGCCGUGUUUUAAAAAGGCCUUUUUGCUCUCUCUGGGUACCAAAAUAAUGACAGUCCAACGGGCAUGUGCGUUCAACCUUGGCGCUGCAUACGUGGAAACUGGGAAGCCAGAGAAAGGACUGGAGUUUUUGCUAAAGUCACGGCCCAAGGAGGGAGAAGGAGACUGCACGGGGGAUCUUUACUUUAAUCUUGGUACAGCUUACGAGUCCAUGGUGGACUACCCUAGAGCACUGGAAAAUUUCCGGAAAGCCAUUCCUCUUUACCAGCCUUCCAAUAUGGGAAGCGAGGCCGACACACACAUGAAGAUGGCCUACUGCUAUUUAGGGAUGAAGGAUAUGGUGCGAGCCGCGCAGUGCUUCUACGAUGCUGGAGAUCUUUACCUACAAGCUCAAAAGUUGGACACAGCAGCAGUGGCCCUGAAUGAAGCAGCUAAUUACAUGCUGCAGUGUGAAUGCUACGAUUCAGGGCACGUUCUCCUAACCCUUAACGAGACCCGUAUGAUAUGUGAUCACAUAACGAGAAAAGACCUGCUCAGUCGAUUGUACAACGACAUUGGCCUGAGUUACGCCCAGUUGAAGGUCUUCUCGUUGGCCGCAGAGUGUUUUCAGAAAGCCCUACUUUUCUGCCAGGAAGAUGGGAUGGACAGGGACAAGGAAGCGGUGGUUUUACAGAACCUCGGAGCUGCAUACAAUACCAUGGAACAAUAUGAAGAAGGCUUGACGUUUCACAAGCAAGCAGCAUCUCUACACAGUCUUCUGGGGAACCGUCGAGCCCAAGGUCAGUGUUUUGGAAACCUGGCUUUUGCUUACAGUCAGCUCGAGGACCACGAGGCAGCGGGAGAGAAUUAUCUUCAUUCUCUACAGGCCUUCAAGGAUUCAGAUGAUGUCCAUGGCCAAUGGCAGGCGUGCGAAGGACUUGGAGCUGCAAGAUUCCGUCUUGGCGAUCCAGAGAAAGCCGUAUUUUAUUACAAGCAAGCUCUGGCUUUACUCUCCAAAGCCAAGGAUGUUUCUGAUGCGGUCCAGGAGAGGAUUGUGAACAAACUGACUGACGCACUUCAGCGCAAGUUGUCCGUAAACAGUUGUUUUUCCCAUGGUGGCGGAAUAAUUCCUGCUGCUCCUCUUAAAUCGUUCCCAGGAAAGCAGCAAGGGGGAAACCAAAUGAGGUACACCACAGAUAUGAAUAAUGGAUACGGCAACGUACCGCAGGAACACCGUCGAUCCAACAGAAUGAGUAGAAAGCCUAGUCAUCUAUCUCAGCCUGACCGCGAGCUUCGUGGACGAGCAGAAGAAAAUUCUGAGGCAAGCCAUCAAGUCAUGGUCUGGAGGGAAAAUGUCCAGCUUGCGGCAGAGAAUACGAAUCUGGCGGAUGCAGGCGAGGACAACGAUUCGGAUACUCUCACAGUGGUGACCAAUGAAUAUUCGGAGGACUGUGAGCAGCCAGACUCAGCUGCCGCCUCGUACAGAAACCACCCCAUGGCCAACAGCAAUCUGAAUAACACAUACCUGCAUCCAGACCCACUGUACCAGAACUGCAUUCACAGCGGCACCCUGUGCAACACCCAAAAAAGCAAUCAUGACUAUGAGACCCUGAAGCUAAUGACAAUGAAAUCAGGGAGGAUGGAGGGAGAAUCUGCUCUUUGUCCUCAUCAUUCCAGUGUGCCAGAAUCCCCCUCAAAACCCCGUAAAUCCCGGCUUCAUUCUAGAAUGUGUCGCGUCAUGUGACCUGCAUCAUUCUAGAAUGUGUUGCGUCAUGUGACCUGCAAUCUCUCAGGGCUGAGUAACCUCUUUAUAAAGAUCAGAGUGAUCCACGGCCUCUGCAGGGGUUUAAACAAUUCGACAAUGACCAAUCACAAUAUCACUAAUAUUCUACUAUAAAGGACACAUUACAUAGUCUUAUUUCCAGGUACUGUCAAUAGGGUUCCAUUUAAGUAGUAGAUACAAGGAACAGCCUUCCAGUGGGAUCAGUAGGGGCUAACAGUGAUAUAGAAAGAGUAGUAAAUACCUUGAAUA